AUGGACGCUCAAAUUCGUCGUUUGGUUGUGACUGGUACUGAACAAAAUGACAUUAAACUAUUAUCUGAUGCAUUUCAUAAACUUCAACAAAAUUUUCAAGUUAAUCUUGUUCAAAGUAAAGAUACAAUCGGACAAGAUAUUUAUGUAUUACUUGCAGAAAGUGCUCUUGAUUUAAAUGCAGAUUCAAUUACAGAUGAAUGUCUUCAAAUGUUUUUCUCUUUAAGUCCAGUUAAAAGUCAAUUUGUUGGACGAGCUUAUCUAUGUCAAUUUCGAAUGUAUAUGCCGAAAGCAGCUCAAGAUUUUACUUCUUUGAACAAUGCUAUACCAUUCUUACAAAAAUGUCUUACUUUUGCUUCAAUAUCUCCGAGAUAUCAAUUUCUAGUUUACAAUACAUCAGUUAUCUAUUUUAAUUAUGUUCGACCAUUUUUUCGUGUUGGUUAUCGAAAAUAUCUAUGUGAUAGUUUUCAACAAGUUAUUGAUACAUUACUAAAUAUUACUGAUGAACCAGAUUAUCUUUGGCAAACACAACUUCUUUUUGAAUUAGUUCGAUGUUAUAUGGAUGCUAAUAAUAUGACUAAAGCUCGAGAAAUAAGUAAUCAACUUUUACAAUUAUGUCAAAGAAAACAACUUGCACUUCUUUCAAAUAUUCUUCAAUUUUUAACUGUCAACAAUGUUUUUGAACCAGAUAAUCUUUCACCAUAUAUACCAAGUGAUGAUCCAUCAUCUCUAUUUAAUCGAUUACUUAUUGAACUUGCAUCAAUUCAUCGACAAAUUCUUGAAAAUAAAACAACAAAUGAAACAAAUGAAAAUUUAAAAAAUGCAUUUGAUCGAAUUGUUGCAUUACCAUUACGUAGUGCUGUAACUGCUAAUAAAUUAAGUAAAGGUUUAUCACCACGAGAUAAUCAUACGAAUCGAUUAGAUAAAACAUUAACAUUAUAUGAAAAACAUCGUUUAUUAAUUGAAGCUGGUCGUCUUUCACUUUUACUUCGUUAUACUGAUUUAACGAAAGUUAUUCUUGAAGCUCUUUCAAAUAUUCGAUUGAAACCAGAAUAUCUUCUUGAAGUACGAUUAUUACAAGCUGAAUAUAUGGUUAAAAGUUUAGGAGAAAGUGAACAAUUAUAUAGUAAAAGUUCUGUAGACACACGUAUUCGAGCAAUUGAAUUAACAGAAGAAACAUUAGAAUCUUUAGUACGUACAGAACAAUAUGACUUAGUUCAAACAGGUUGUACUGUUUUAUGGAAUUUAUGUUUACCAUUAUUACAAACAAAUCUACGAAGAAAAAUUCGAAAAGCAUUAACAACACUUGUUAAUAUACUUGAACGUAUACAAAGUCUUGAUUGGUUAUUACGAAGUCAAGCUCAUUUUGAAUUAGCUAAAAUUGAAGAAGAUAUUGAACAACUUGAUUCCGCAAAAACUAAUUUACUUAAAGCUAAACAAUUAGAUGAUACAUCAAUUUAUUCAGAUCGUAUUAAUUUAGCAUUAGAAAGACUUCAUUUACGUAGUGAAUUAUAUAAAAUUCCUGAAAAUAUUAAUGAUCGUGUUGCAACAAUAAUUGAACAAGCUGGAAAAACAAUAAAUGGAAAUAAAAAUAAACAACGUGCUCUACUCAUUGAAGCUUGUUUAUUAUUAGCACAAGAUGCAUUUCAAGUUGUAUUAGAUUCAGAAAAUCCAAAUGGUAACAAAAAGCUUUAA
Rotaria sp. Silwood2 is the source of this 1692-nucleotide messenger RNA. The record is from the annotation of a GenBank genome assembly. NCBI's taxonomy places the organism in Eukaryota, Metazoa, Rotifera, Eurotatoria, Philodinida, Philodinidae.